CUGCAGGUCAUUGUGAGAUGCCGGCCUCUCAGCGACAAGGAGGUCCGGGACGGGCGGCAGCAGGUGGUGCAGGUAGACAGUCGCGAUGGGCAAGUCUCGGUAAGUGGUCCAAAACGCUGCGCAAGGGCCGCGGCGGAGGAGAAGUCCUUUGCCUUUGACCAGGCCUUUGGGCCCGAGUCGCGGCAGGAGGAUGUGUAUGCGGCGGCGGGGGCGCCGCUGGUGGAGGCGGUGCUGCAGGGCUUCAACGCCACCGUCUUUGCCUACGGCCAGACGGGGUGCGGCAAGACGCACACCAUGGAGGGCCGGGAGCCGCCGGCAGAGGGGCGUGGCAUCAUCCCCCGCGCCUUUGACCACAUCUUCAACGAGAUUGAGAAAGGCGGCCACCCCGCCAGCCCGUCAGCCUGCAUCCGCAUGCCACCACCGCCACCCGCCCUGCACCCCCCCCUGCUCUCGGAUGCUUGCCUCUAUAUCCCCCUUGCCGCGCCACCCGCAGGCGCGGGCGGGCGCGACGUUUUGGUGCGCGUGAGCCACCUGGAGAUCUACAACGAGGAGGUGCGGGACCUGCUGAGCCGGGAUGCCAAGGCGCGGCUGGAGCUGCGGGAGACGCCCGAUAAGGGCUUCCACGUGCGGGGGCUCAAGGAGUUUGUGGUGAAGAGCGCGGCGGAGAUGGCGGCGGUGCUGGAGGUGGGGAGCAAGAACCGUACGGUGGGCGCUACGCUCAUGAACCAGGACUCCUCACGCUCACACUCCAUCUUCACCGUCGUGGCCGGCAGCGGCAUCCGUGUGGGCAAGCUCAAUCUGGUGGACCUUGCCGGCAGCGAGCGGCAGGCCAAGACGGGGGCCACGGGGGAGCGGCUGAAGGAGGCCAGCCGCAUCAACCUGAGCCUCAGCGCUCUGGGC
Molecule: messenger RNA, 900 nt
Organism: Chlorella variabilis
Lineage: Eukaryota; Viridiplantae; Chlorophyta; Trebouxiophyceae; Chlorellales; Chlorellaceae
Exons: 6
Biological process (GO): microtubule-based movement
Molecular function (GO): ATP binding; microtubule motor activity; microtubule binding
Source: RefSeq, a predicted model, not a curated record